AUGACCUCGUCUCGUUCCGCUUCGGAAUUUAGCUCCGCGAAAUCCUCGUCGCAAAGCGCAAGUCGAAUCACGUCACUCCAUUGCUUCAAUUCCUCCCCGUUGGAGGACAGCCUUCAACGAUUCUGGGAGAACGAGGAGGUUCCAAGUAAAGUCAUCGUAUCGCCUGAGGAUCAGCAAUGCGAAGCGCAUUUUCUCGCAACUCAUUCUCGAGACGCGACCAGGCGUUACAUCGUGCGUUUGCCGUUCAAGUCCGAACAUCCGCUCGCCCUCGGUGAUUCGCGGCAUCGCGCGGAAAAACAGUUGAACUCCAUGUUUCGCCGACUCGAGUUGCAGCCCGAUCUUUUGGCGGAGUAUCGCGCGUUCGUCGAUGACUACGCGCGCCUUCGACACAUGCAGCUGGCCUCACCUCACGCCGGAUCCGAACCUGUCGUGUUUCUGCCGCAUCACCCGGUCUUCAGAGACUCGAGUUUCACGACUCGCGUUCGCGUCGUUUUCAACGCGUCGAGUCUCACGUCGACCGGAUCAAGCCUCAAUAAUCACUUGAUGAUCGGUCCUAAAUUGCAAGUCGACUUACCGGCGGUUCUUCUUCGUUGGCGACAGUUUCGGUUCGUGUACUCCGCGGACAUCGCUAAAUGUACCGUCAAAUUCUGA
Odontomachus brunneus is the source of this 651-nucleotide messenger RNA. RefSeq lists its product as uncharacterized. NCBI's taxonomy places the organism in Eukaryota, Metazoa, Arthropoda, Insecta, Hymenoptera, Formicidae. Bases 1 to 651 code for a protein of 216 amino acids. The transcript has a single exon. The record is from RefSeq and is a predicted model, not a curated record.